AAACAAUGCUUGUACCAUUGACUACUCUGCUUCUGAAAUAUCCUAAAUGUAAUAAAUAAACAAACUGUCAAACUUGUUGAGAUAAAACGAACGAAGGCAAAGUUAUGUGAAACCUCGGGAGUUUAAAACGUGCAAAGCUGACGGAGAUGAUCUGAACUGUUAGAAUCAGUUCAAAUGAUGGCACUCCUAAACAACUACUUCCAGAAUUUAUCAUGGCUAUUAGCCAGUUUUACAGUCAUUCUAUUCCUUCAUCAGAUAGGAUCAGCUGAAAGUGGACUGGCUGCCGAUGAAGAAAGGUUGAUUCAUGAUUUGACAAGAAGCAAUAACAUUUUUGCAAGACCAGUGUGGAAUGCUUCUGACACAUUAACAGUGAAGCUAGGAUUGGCUCUCACAAAGAUAAUGGACUUUGAUGAAGCUGCAAGCGUAAUGCGUUCAAAUGUGUGGAUGAGAUUUUUAUGGAAUGAUGUUGCAAUGAUAUGGAAUCCUGCAGACUACGGGGACAUUGGUAUGGUUCGUCUUCCAAUCAAGACAGUAUGGAGACCUGAUAUAGUUCUCUAUAAUGCUGUUGGAAAUGAGAAGCACUGGGAUGAGGGAGAACAUAGGACUGCUAUAAUAUACAAUGAUGGGACAGUGCUAUAUAUUCCUCAUACCACACUCACAACACAAUGUGCAUUCAACCACAGACUGUACCCUUAUGAUAAACAAACGUGUUAUAUGAAGUUUGGAUCAUGGACCCAUGAUGGUUUUCAGUUAGAUUUAGGAUUCUACGAAGGAAAAAAGUCCAUUGACUUGACAGACUACAUAGCUGAUAAUGGCUGGGACAUACUGGAUGUAGGUGCGGUGAAAAAUAUAAAAAAAUACCCAUGUUGUAUGGAGCCUUACCCUGACAUCACCUUUAACCUGACAGUCCAAAGGAGAAGCUCUUACUUGACGGUUGUCUAUAUCUACCCGGCAGUCAUUGUCGCAUUCGUCUCUCCAUUGAUGUUUUUGAUCCCACAUCGUGUGCCAGGCAAAAUUUUGUUUGGGUUGGUGGUUCUGCUCAUAGAAGUGAUUCAGAUGAUGAUGUUAAACACUACUUUACCUGGACACAGAGUAAAUACACCUAUUAUAGUGUUGGUUUACCUGUACAGUAUGGCCAUCACAACCGU
Molecule: messenger RNA, 1148 nt
Organism: Owenia fusiformis
Lineage: Eukaryota; Metazoa; Annelida; Polychaeta; Sabellida; Oweniidae
Source: the annotation of a GenBank genome assembly